AUGACAGAUCUUCCUGAUGACCCGGUCCGUCCAUACAACACUCUUUCCAACAACCAACCCCCGCAACCCCCAAAACACCCCCUCCUCCCACCACUCCCAUCCCCAACACCAACGCAAACCACACAACCAACCCACAAUGUCCGAAGAUCCCACCACCACCACCCACCAACGACCCGCGGCCUCCCCUUCCCCGCCCCUCCGGCCCCAGUCCCCCAAACCCCCGGCCCACGCGCCUCCAAGCUCCAAGAAAUCUUCGACAAGGCGCUCCUCCGCACCCUGCGCGCAAACUCCUACGCGAACUUCUCCGGCUGUUUCCCGACCCCCGCGAAAUACGUCCCCGCUAGUCUGGAGAGCGUGUGGAGACAGUUGAAUGCGAAGUUGGAGGAGAGCGCGAAGGCCGAGUUCGAGGAUAUUCUGACGGAGAGGGAUGCGGUCACGCAGUUGAAUGAGUUGGAUCGGCUGGUUGGUGAGGCCAGGUAUCGCAGGGAUCAUGGGGAGGGGGAGGAGACUGUUGCGCCGCAUACGUUGAGUCCCGAGGAGUUGUAUCAAGCGCAUCUUUUGCCGCAUUUGAUGGAGACGCAGGCCAACUUGGAUGCCAGGAUUGGGUCCGUUCAGGUUGAGAAUGAGGAGUUGGCUGGGAAAGUCCAGGAGCAGAGGGCCGAGAUCGAGAGGUUGUUGUCUGGGCUGGAGGCCGUUGUUGCCGAUGUGGAGGGCGCCGCGGCUGCGACAACCCAGUUUACCACCGAGAAUCAGCUUCGUCAGGAGGCGGCACAGAUGGAUGGAGAGGUCAGGGCUCGGUUGGGGAUGUGAUUUAGUGAUUUGGUGGUUUGGCUUGGCUUGGAGUGGUUCUACGAUGUGAUGGCUGGCUGGCUGGCUGGCUGGCUACUCUCCAUUUUUGAUCUGGCCCUUGUUCGCUUGGGUAUAUUACUACGGCAACAGAACCUCCAUAUCGCCCGGACUCAUCCACCCAUCGUCGACCACGUCCUCCGCCACUAUCAUCAGCUCCUUGGGUGCCGCCUUUUGGAGCUGUCGAAGCUUGUCUUUUUGACCUUCCAAGGCAGCUGCGAUCGCCUCUUUACACGUCCCGUCCCGUUCCUCGUCUGCCGCCCGGUCUCUCCUGGCUAGGGCUGCGGCGCCUCGGUAAUAGGUCUGGGCAUUGCGAAGCAGUAGCGCUGCGUUCUGCUGAGCCAUACCAUACUCCCAUGGAGACAGUCCAAGCCUCCAUCUGCUCAUCUCCACGUCCCCCCUUGCCAGGU
This is a messenger RNA of Aspergillus heteromorphus CBS 117.55, 1256 nucleotides long. Its product is annotated as PMF1/NNF1 family protein. NCBI's taxonomy places the organism in Eukaryota, Fungi, Ascomycota, Eurotiomycetes, Eurotiales, Aspergillaceae. The transcript is spliced from 3 exons. The coding region runs from base 1 to 810 and encodes 269 amino acids. Gene Ontology annotation, cellular component: MIS12/MIND type complex. The record is from RefSeq and is a predicted model, not a curated record. Gene Ontology annotation, biological process: chromosome segregation.